This is a messenger RNA of Orycteropus afer afer, 3204 nucleotides long. It is a transcript of the gene PMFBP1, whose product is annotated as polyamine modulated factor 1 binding protein 1. Gene Ontology annotation, biological process: spermatogenesis. The coding region runs from base 1 to 3204 and encodes 1067 amino acids. Lineage: Eukaryota; Metazoa; Chordata; Mammalia; Tubulidentata; Orycteropodidae. The transcript has 19 exons. The record is from RefSeq and is a predicted model, not a curated record.
AUGGGGGAGAGAGACAGAGAAGUGAGCAGCCUGAACAAAAAGCUCUUGAACCUACAAACUGACAUCAAGAAUCUCCAUGAUGUCUGCAAGAGACAGGGGAGGACUCUGCAGGAGAAUCAGCUCUGUGAGGAGGAUGAGAUGAUGACCAGCAGCCAGGUGAGGGAGAAACAAGCAUUAGCACUUGAGGAGUCAGAGGUGGAGUUUGGGUCCAGUAAACAGUGUCAUCUGAGACAACUCCACCAACUGAAGACAAAAUUGCUGGCCCUUCAGCAAGAACUGGAGUUUCGCACAGAGGAGUUACAGACUUCUUACUGUUCCCUCCUGCAGUAUCAGUCCAUCCUAGAGAAGCAGACUUGUGAUCUGGUUCAACUUCACCAUCACUGCAAACUGAAAGAAGAUGAGGUGAUUCUCUAUGAGGAGGAAAUGGGAAGUCAUAAUGAGAACACAGAGAAGCUGCAUAUGGCACAGGAGCAACUUGCUUUGGCUGGGGACAAGAUUGUCUCCCUAGAAAGGAGCUUAAACCUCUACAGAGAUAAAUACCAGGCCUCCCUGAGCAACAUCGAGUUACUAGAGUGCCAAGUGAAGAUGCUGGAGGGGGAGCUCAAUGGAAUCGUUGGUCAGGAGCCUGAGAACAAGGGUGAUCAUCCAAAGGUGCGUAUAUGUUCUACACCCUGCGUGAUUCAAGACCAUCAGGAGACCCUGAAACGACUAUCUGAAGUCUGGCAAAAGGUCUACGAACAGGAUGAUCUGAUACAGGAACUUCGAAAUAAGCUGGCCUGCAGUAAUGCCUUGGUUUUGGAGCGUGAAGAGUCUUUGAUAAAAUUACAAGCAGACUUUGUUUCCUUCAAAGCCACCCACAGACAUCCUCCUUGCUCUUCAGGAGACUGUGAAGACAUAAAAAAGAUGCUAAAGCACCUGCAGGAACAGAAAGCUAGCCAGUGCCUGCACGUGGAGGAGUACCAGAACCUUGUGAAGGAACUGAAGAUCGAGCUAGAAGAGGUGUCUGAACAGAAGAAGAACGUUAUGAAGGACAUGAUGAAGCUGGAGCUGGAACUGCACACAAUUCGAGAGGAGAUGUCUGCCCAGAUAGAGAGGAAGGAUAAGGAGGCCUCCUGCCUGCACUGGCGGCUACAGGAAAUGGAGUGGCGGUUCUGUGAGAUCCAAAAGUCUGCUUCAGAGAAAGACAAGGCCCUCCAGGAGAAAGAUGAAAGACUGAACAAGCUAGAGAAGGAACUAGCACAGGCUCGGGAUGCCCUCAAAAACAAGGAGAUGGAGCUCCAGAAGCAGCAAGUAAUGGCAACAGAACCCAAAGUGGAUGGUAAUCAGGACAAGUCUGCUCAGUUCCAGAAGCUGAAGGACAGUCUUGAAGAGGCCAGAAAGCAGCAGAAGCUAAUUGCUCAGCAAGCAACCCAAUAUAAAGAACAGGCCUUUCUAGCUGAGAGCAAGCUGGAGGAGUCCCAGAGGAAGCUUCAAAGCUCCAUUUCCCUGGACAGGCAGAAGGAAGAUACUAUCCAAGAACUACAGAACAGCCUUCAGAAGCAGCAGAGGGAACUCUUGAUGGCUAAAGAACAACUAGCAUCCAAUAGGGAGCAAGUAGAUGAGCUGACAUCAGAACUCUGUAAGGCCAAGAAGUUGUUUGAAAUUUCAAAUAAGGAAAAUAAUCAGCUUAAGAAGACAGUGGAGGAGCUAGAAAUGAAGCUAAGAACCACCUUAGAGAAUAUGAAACAGAUUCAGCACCAGAACAAAGAGCAAGCCUCCACCAAAGACAACCUAGAAGAGGAGCUUCAGGAGGUAAAAAGGUUAUUGGAAGAGAAACGGGGGCAGCUGAAAAAGAGCAAAGAACAGGAGAAAAUGCUGGAGGAAGAACUUGAGUCAUUACGACAAGAAGAAAGAAGGAAAGAAAAGAUGUCUAAGGAGAACUUGAGGAAGUUGGAGGAGAAAAAUGAAAAUCUCCAAGCAGAGUUGUUGCAUUAUUCUACGCAACUAGAUAUUUCUAUCAGCAAGCACAGCAGCACGCAGCAGACGGUCCAAGAGCUGAAUAAAGAGGUAUCUCAGCAGAAGGAGACCAUAACGACCCUGCAGGCCCAGCUGGACAAGGCUAAGGAGAAAGAGAAGCAUUGUAUCCAGACCAUGGUCAGCAAGGCGGCCUAUGACGAGUUGUCCCUGAAGGCAGCUACCUGCCAAGAGGACCUGACUCAAGCCCUGCAAAAGCUCAACCAAGCUGCCGCAGAGACAAAGGAUCUGCACCGAAGCCUGAUGCAGACUCAAGAGAGGAAAACUCAGCUGGAAGAUGAAAUUGCCGUUUAUGAGGAGAGGAUGAAAAAGCUCAAUGUGGAAUUGAAAAAACUCCAGGGCUUCCACCAGCAGAGUGAGCUAGAGGUGCACGUCUUUGACAAGAAGCUGGAGGAAAUGACCAGUCAGGUGCUGCAGUGGAAGAGGCAGCACAAGAAUGACCUCAAGAUGCUGGCGGCCAAAGAGGAACAGCUCAUGGAAUUCCAGGUGGAAAUGGCCACUCUGAAAGAGAAGCUCCUUGAAGACGAGAAGCCCUGCUGUGUGCCUCAGGUGGAAGUCCUUCGAUCCACCCAGCACUCUGUGCCCAAAGAAAACUAUAGACUCCACCGAGAGAAUGAUCAGAUUAUGACCAACAUGGAACAGUGGGCCAAAGAACAGAAGAUCGCCAAUGAGAAACUAGGAAGCAAGCUCCGUGAACAGGUCAAAUACAUCGCCAAACUGACUGGUGAAAAGGACCACCUCCACAAUGUGAUGGAGCAUCUGCAGCAGGAAAACAAGAAGCUGAAGAGCGAGAUGGAGGAGAAGAAGCUGAAUGCAGGGCAACCAAAAUUACACAGCAAACCCCCAGGCUUCCUAAGCAAAAUGGAGCCCUUACAAAGGGAGAGAAAAAUGUGCGGGGCAAUGGGCUGGAGGGGGAUGCCCCAGGAGUUGGGCCAAAGAAUGGACAGCAAGUUGGUGGGGAUGCCCCACUACUCAGCCCAAACUGAAGAGGAAGCUUCCUGCUGUGACAAGGGCCUGUCCAGCAAGCUUGGGAGUCCCCCGAAUGAGCCCCCUCUUUCUCAACUUCAGACCUUUGACUGCGGACACUUCCUGUGCCUACACUAUCCUGUUCCCAUCACUCAGGCACUAAAGGGUGAAUGCAAGGGACUGGACAGCACACCUCCAAGCCCCACAGAGGGUCACCUCCCAUAG